Messenger RNA from Eruca vesicaria subsp. sativa (arugula), 2085 nucleotides. The record is from the annotation of a GenBank genome assembly. NCBI's taxonomy places the organism in Eukaryota, Viridiplantae, Streptophyta, Magnoliopsida, Brassicales, Brassicaceae.
AUGGAAUCGAAUUUCUCUGCAAUCGUCAACGGUUUCGAGUAUUACGAUGUUGGUUUCUUACCAAACCAGAAUCCUAAUCUCGGCUUCGGUGUUCCUUCCUCUAGCGACUUCGAUCUCAGUACGGAUCAUUGGCUUCCAGCAAGACAACAAGAUCAAGGUUUUGAUUUUCAACAACAAUACUCUCCACCAGCUGAUGAGAUUGAUUCCGAGAACACCCUCUUGAAAUACGUAAACCAGCUCCUCAUGGAAGAGACUCUCGCCGAGGAGGAGCAGACUACGUUCUACGAUUCUUUAGCUCUACGACAAACCGAACAAAUGUUGCAGCAAGUCAUCACCGACUCACAAACUCACUCUUCUUGUAUUAUUCAUCCUAAUUCGAUUACUAGCAGCUGCUGUAGUAGUGGUGCUAGUUACUGGAGCAAUAACAGCAAUUCUAGUGUCGUGAUCGAGACAGCAGUUAGUUCUAACGAGUAUGAUGAUGCUAUUGGUGAUUUUCGUGAACCAAACAUGUUGCGUGGUGGAUUCGGACAGCCAGCGAGUGAGAUUCUUGUAAAGAGUAUCUUUACUGAUUCAGAUUCAGUUAUGCAAUUCAAGAGAGGCCUUGAGGAAGCUAGCAAGUUUCUUCCCAACACCGAUCAAUGGAUCUUCAAUCACGACCACGAUACGAAAGAUGAGAAAGUAUCUUCGAGAGCUAGGAGGAAGAAUCGUCACGAGCACGAGCGUGAAGAAGAAGAAGAAGAAGAGGAAGCUAGAAGAAGCAGUAAGCAAUCAGCAAUGACUGUUGAAGACGGUAAACUAACAGAGUUCUUUGAUAAAGUUCUCCUUCUCGAUGGCGUAUCCGAUCCACAAGUUAUCGAAGAAGGAGAGAGCGUUUCAAGCAAGCCGCAGGUUCCUAAAAAAGAAGGAGGCCGUACCAAAAAGAAGAGCCAAGCGGUAGACUUCCGCACGCUUCUCACUCUAUGCGCACAGUCCAUUUCAGCGGGGGACAAGAUCACAGCCGAUGAUUUGCUUCGACAGAUAAGGAAGCAGUGUACACCUCUCGGCGACGCGUCGCAGAGACUAGCUCACUUCUUCGCCAAUGCCCUCCAGGCUCGUCUCGAAGGAAGCUCGGGGACUAUGAUCCAGAGUUACUAUGAUUCCAUCACCUACAAGAAACGAACAGCUGCUCAGAUUCUUAAAUCCUACCAUGUGUUCUUGUCCGCGUCUCCUUUCAUGACUUUGAUCUAUUUCUACUCCAACAAGAUGAUUCUUGACGCUGCUAAAGAUGCUUCCGUGCUUCAUGUGAUAGACUUUGGGAUCCUCUACGGUUUCCAGUGGCCUAUGUUUAUACAGAACGUAUCAAAGAGUAAGACGGGUCCAAGGAAGCUACGGAUAACGGGUGUAGAGCUUCCUCAAAACGGGUUUCGUCCAACGGAGAGGAUAGAGGAUACGGGGAGAAGACUCACGGAGUAUUGCAAAAGGUUUGGCGUUCCGUUUGAAUACAAUGCUAUUGCGUCCAAGAACUGGGAGACGAUACGUAUGGAAGAGUUCAAGAUCCGACCAAACGAAGUUCUUGCGGUUAAUACUGUUCUCAGGCUCAAGAACCUUCGAGAUGUGACUCCAGGGGAAGAGGAUUGUCCUAGGGACGGGUUCUUGAAACUGAUCAGAGACAUGAAGCCUGACGUGUUCCUCAGCUCCACGGUUAACGGGUCUUUCAACGCUCCGUUCUUCACCACGCGGUUUAAAGAAGCUUUGUUUCAUUACUCGUCGCUCUUCGACAUGUUUGGUUCCACUCUUUCCAAGGAGAACCCGGAGAGGAUACACUUCGAAGGGGAGUUUUACGGGAGAGAAGUGAUGAAUGUGAUUGCGUGUGAAGGAGUGGAUAGGGUGGAGAGACCGGAGACUUACAAGCAGUGGCAAGUGAGGAUGAUGAGAGCUGGGUUUAAGCAGAAGCCUGUGGAGGCAGAGCUUGUGGAGUCGUUUAGGGUAAAGAUGAAGAAGUGGGGUUACCAUAAAGACUUUGUGCUUGAUGAAGAUAGUAACUGGUUCUUGCAAGGUUGGAAAGGUCGUAUCCUGUUCUCUUCUUCUUGUUGGGUCCCUUCUUAG